CCCAAUAUGAUAUUGAAGGUGCUUAGUACUUAGUACAGAACUACGGUUGUGAGGAGUGAGGACAGGAGAUGAUGAUAAUAAAAUGGGGAAAGUACCCAGAUUUUUACCAGUGUUAACGUGUAUCAAAUGGUUUCUAGUACUAUUCAUCUAGGACUACUCAUUCGGAUGGAAAUAUACAGGACCCCCAAGAGCCAAACCUUUUUUUCUUACCCACAGACAUUAUAUUCAUCAGAAGUUAUACGUUUGUUUUGAUUGAUUACGCUGUUUCUUGGCUGCUGAGCUGCGUUUUUCGGGGUCCAAAAGUUCUCAAGUUUUUGUGCCCACACGAAGAACAAUACACGGAGAAGUCAAAAUCUGGAAGAGGAGAGAAGAAAGAAUUUAGAGGUACUUUACACAUGGAUAUUCCCUCAAGCCAUCAUCUCCGAGCACCUGAUGAUGAAGAAGAUCUACUUGAAGAACUAGAAGAUGGUGACAAUUCCAUAAGUGAAGAUGUCGCGUUUCAAGACCCCUCUCAACAAACAUUCUUUAGUUACUUCAACCAGCCACAAAAUUUUAAUGGGAACUCGUCAUUUGAUGUCCACCUAGCAAAAAUCCAUCCCCAAAGACUUAUGCAAGAUCAGGGUCUCAAUUUAGCAUCAGCGAAUUUGAAAGCGAAGAGAAGGAAAGCCGCAGAGAUAAUUGAGCUCCAUGGAGGCCGCAUUCUUCGAUCCGCCGGCAGAAAAGAUAGGCACAGCAAAGUCUGCACCGCCAGGGGAACGAGGGACAGGCGCGUUAGGCUGUCACCAAGAACUGCGAUUCAGUUCUACGAUGUACAGGAUCGGCUUGGCUAUGACCGCCCCAGUAAAGCCAUUGAUUGGCUAAUGAAGGAGGCUAAAUCCGCUAUCGAGGCGCUGCAUCAUGAACCGCCGCCCCUGGCUGUUGAUGAGUACUUCAGAGCUGCAAAUGUUAGUGAAAAUCAUAGCUUCCCAAAGGGAAAACUUCAGCAAAAGCUACAGGAAAGUGGGAGGAUCUUGAAUUCUGAAUCUGGGAUGAUUCAGAAUCUUGAGGAUUUGAACAAUGACAAUCCCAUUUCUUGUUUUGGGUUAUUUACCAAUGCGGAUGCGUUGUUGUCUUCUACUGAGUUCCGGGCGUAUCCGCAUGAUUGUUUCAACUCAUCAAUAAGCAGAAGUGAAGCUCCAGAAGAUUCAAUACUUUAUUCUAGCUAUCAAGAAGGGCUUUUGUCUGCACCCUUGACUACUCCUCGGGACAUAUUCGAGACGAAUUUAGAAAUGGCUAACAUGCAGAGAAUUUUCACUCGGAAUUUCGCCACAGGAGGUGGAGAGCAUUACUCUUCUGUCAACUCUCCGCCUGUCCAUUUUCCAGCGUCGCAGGAUUUAGGCCAUAGCCUAAUUUUUUCUCAAAGGGAACCCCUUCAGUCCAGUAAUAUUAACUCUUCUCCGAUAAGCACUCAAUUUCCAGAUCGAUUCAUCCCAAUGUAGCCAAAUACAGAGCUUUCAUGCAUCUGGGCAAUUUCAGGAAGAAGUUGAAGCUGAAGCGACAGCUGAGAACCAGACUUCUUGGACAUUCUACGUAAUAUAUGUAAAACUUUGGAGCACAUUGUCUGAUUUUCGUGUGAUGUCUUUGUAGAAUAACAUUAAGCAAUUGCACAGGGGUUGCAAUUUUAUCUAUUUUAGUAGUUUUCUGGAGAGUGUUAUUCGUUCCCAUCUUCAGUGGGGUAAAACAAGAGAACCUAUAACCACGAAAAUUGCAGUAUUGCUGGUUUUGAGCUACCUUGCUUUUUCCAAAGGUACAACUCCGGCCACUGUAUUGUUAUCUUCAAUGAA
Sesamum indicum (sesame) is the source of this 1823-nucleotide messenger RNA. RefSeq names its product transcription factor PCF7. Gene Ontology annotation, molecular function: sequence-specific DNA binding; DNA-binding transcription factor activity. Gene Ontology annotation, cellular component: nucleus. The record is from RefSeq and is a predicted model, not a curated record. Gene Ontology annotation, biological process: regulation of secondary shoot formation. NCBI's taxonomy places the organism in Eukaryota, Viridiplantae, Streptophyta, Magnoliopsida, Lamiales, Pedaliaceae.